Aphanomyces invadans is the source of this 1080-nucleotide messenger RNA. RefSeq lists its product as hypothetical. Bases 1 to 1080 code for a protein of 359 amino acids. The record is from RefSeq and is a predicted model, not a curated record. Lineage: Eukaryota; Oomycota; Saprolegniomycetes; Saprolegniales; Verrucalvaceae. The transcript has 3 exons.
AUGGCCAGCCAAAGCUCCGUGACACCAGCUAAGAGACUUCCGUCCCUCCGCAAGAUAGCAAAUGCAAUCGAUGCACUUGCUGCUCUAGAAGAACGCCGACUGGCCAAGCGCGAAAGAUACUCAAUUGAGUCCAAUGAUGCAACUGCUGAGGACCUUGACUCUGCAUCGCCCGUCACAGGCCAGUACAUUGCCGUAAAAGGAGUUGAGGUUGUCCACACCCUCACCAACUUUACAGUGUCCGAGCUCAUUACACUGUGGACCAAUAUCAAGCCAUAUGUCUCAAAGAACUGGAACGUCGGCGGUGGACGCAAAUGCCCAGUGACUGGAAAGGACAUGCUCUUCAUGACACUCGUGACGCUGAAGCACGGAGGCACGUGGGACAUGCUUGUUGCCAGCUUCGACGAGAAGGCAGCUACGUUCAGCAAUCGGUGCAUCGACGAACAAGGCAUCAAGUGGACAAUGCAUCAGCUUGCCGUGGCCGGUCUUCAAUUCGAAACGCACAAGUCGGCCCUAUACGCAGUUGAUGUCACCUUCCAGCAAACUACUACACCCGCCGUGUCAUUCAACAAGAAGACGUACUUUUCCAAGAAACAUGGCUUGUAUGGUCACAAAGUUGAGCUGCCUGUGGGACCGAACUGCUUGGCGAUCAAUGUCGCCGAUUGCGCAGUGGGCAGCACAUCCGACUUCGAAAUGUUCAAGGCCAACCUGCGUUUUCACUCCAAGCACCUGGAGAAGCAGCCGAACGACAAUAACUUUCGCAAUCAAUGGGCCGUUCUUGCGGAUAAGGGCUACCAAGGCAUCCAAGAUUACGUCCGUGGUUUUACUCCAGUCAAGCGCCCACCACACGGACAACUGACAGUGGAGCAAGAGCGAGCGAAUGCGAAGUUGUGGUCGGAUCGCGUGGUGGUCGAGUACUGUUACGGUAGCCUGAAGACGCUUUGGGGACUGGUGUCUGACAAGUACACGUGGAAGAAGGAUGAGUACAACAUGUACUUUCAGACUUGUGUUGCCCUGACAAACGUCCUCGUUCGCUUCAAUUCUGCGGAGCGUGGACGGUGCAGGCUACAAUCAGCACCUUAA